AUGGAUAAGUUUGUAUCCAAAUGGAAGAAGUCGGUUUCAUCUUCAUCAAGUAAUGUGGAUUUGAAUGAUAAAGAUAGUGGCAAAAGACAACGAGUAGAAGUGGAAUUGACGGAAGAUGACAUUGUUGGUGAUCCGGGAUUGCAAAAACCUAUUGAUGAUUAUCCUUUUGCUAUUAGAGAUGAAUUGAGAAGACGAUACUUGGCAAAAGGUCCCUUUCAACCACAUGAUCACAAUUUUCCGAAGUCUAGUUUUGGUAAGAAUAUGAGAUCGUUUCAAAAGGCAUGGUUUACGCAAUAUUAUUGGCUCGAAUAUAGUAUUCAGAAGGAUGCCGCUUUUUGUCAAGUAUGUUAUUUGUUUAAAAGGAUUAAUACUCGUUGUGGAGAUGAUGCUUUUACUGGUGUUGGUUUUAAAAAUUGGAAGAAUGCCUUAAAUAAAUUCAAGGAGCAUGAAGGGGGUUUAAACAGUCCACAUCGUAAUGCUAUGAUUCAGUGUUCGUCAUUUAGAGACCAAAGGCAUAAUGUGGAUUAUGUGUUAUCACAAAAGGGCACUCAAAUGGAGAUUGACUACCGCGUUCGGCUAACGGCGGUUGUGAAAGUUGUUCGAUUGCUUUUAGGGGGAGGUUUGCCAUUUCGUGGACAUGAUGCGUCAAAAGAUUCAAUACGAAAAGGUCAUUUUCUUGAAAUUUUGUAUUGGUAUUGUGAGGAGAAAGAAGAAGUGAAGAAGGUCAUGAACUUGAAUGCUCCCGGGAAUAAUUAG
This is a messenger RNA of Striga hermonthica, 756 nucleotides long. The record is from the annotation of a GenBank genome assembly. NCBI's taxonomy places the organism in Eukaryota, Viridiplantae, Streptophyta, Magnoliopsida, Lamiales, Orobanchaceae.